This is a messenger RNA of Ectocarpus siliculosus, 903 nucleotides long. The record is from the annotation of a GenBank genome assembly. NCBI's taxonomy places the organism in Eukaryota, Phaeophyceae, Ectocarpales, Ectocarpaceae.
AUGAAAUCGGCCGUCAUUGCGUCCGGGAAGCAGGCGUGGGCAGACGUGCGAACGGAGAUAACGGAAGUCGUUCAAGUCCAGACUCCGAACCUUGCACUUGCAAGCACGUUCGGCACCAAGGACCCCGAAACCGCAACAUCGCCGGCCACAACCCCCGCCGAGACUCCGGGACGGAGGUUCCCACUCCUUCUCGUGGGAGGGGUGUUCUCCGUUCUUGCGAUGGUCGGCCUCGUCAGGCUGCUCACAUUCACCGCCCGGCGCAUGGCAUUGACAGUGGCAGCCACGGCGCAUGCAUACCUGCAGAGAAUGAUCUCUGGAAUCGUCGCCUCCGGCCUGCGAAGGCCAUUUGCCAGGCUCCAGGCAGAGCUCACGUCUGCCAUUCCCAGGCUGUGGGGAGCCGUGUCGACCAUCAACCUGCGGCUGGGUCGGGUGGAGGAACUCCACCGAUGCGCCAUGAACGCCCGCGGCGCCAUGUGCCGCGAGAGAGGUCGGCUGGCAGAAACCGUUGAAUGGCUGACAGAAACGGUUUUGAAUCUCGAGGCGACAGUCAGCGAGACACGCCGGCUGGUUGCAACGGCGGAAUGGCUGGCGACAUCAAUUGUGAACCUCCAGGCGAUCAUCGGCGGCGGGGCGGCUCAGCUUAACCAUGUAACCACCUUGGUAAACGGCCUUCUCACCGCUGCUGCCCAGGUGAACCGUCACUUCACGUACGAACAAACCCAGACAACGCCAGCCACAGGCGGAAGGCUGAGGCUGAAUCCUGAGAAACCUUUUCACCCAACUGCUGUGCGGAGAGUACUCUUCAUGAGCGAGGUCUGCCGGCAACUACACGACGGCCUCAAGCGCGAGCGCCGCGGUCGUGAAAACUACAAACAGUCCAAGAACGGGCAGGGUGGCACGUGA